Messenger RNA from Olea europaea var. sylvestris, 642 nucleotides. Its product is annotated as homeobox-leucine zipper protein ROC8-like. Gene Ontology annotation, biological process: regulation of DNA-templated transcription. The transcript has 6 exons. Gene Ontology annotation, molecular function: DNA binding; DNA-binding transcription factor activity, RNA polymerase II-specific. Bases 1 to 642 code for a protein of 213 amino acids. The record is from RefSeq and is a predicted model, not a curated record. Lineage: Eukaryota; Viridiplantae; Streptophyta; Magnoliopsida; Lamiales; Oleaceae.
AUGAAGGAGAAGAAGAUGGAUAUUGAAAUCUUAAAUCUCUUCAAUGGUUUUUUGAUGAAUCUCUUACUAUGUCUGACAGCAGAAAAACUGCGUAAAAAAUGGAUUCUGGCUAUGGAGGAAGUGGAUCAGUUAUUAAAGAAUAUAUUCUUUAAGGAAUGCCCAUAUCCAGAUGAAAAUCAGAUGCGUCAAUUGAGCAGGGAGCUAGCACUUGAUCCCAAACAGAUAAAGUUUUGGUUUCAAAAUAAAAGAACUCAGGCGAAGGCUCAACACGAGAGAGCAGAAAAUAUCACCCUUCGAUCUGAAAAUGAAAGAAUUCAAUGUGAGAAUUUAGCAAUGAAAGAGGCACUGAAUAACGUCAUCUGCCGGACUUGUGGUGGUCCACGUCUUGGCGAAGAAGAGAAGCAAUGUAACAUACAGAAAUUGAGAAUGGAAAAUUACUUACUGAAAAAAGAGCACGAACGGAAGCUUAACUCAUAUUCCAGCUUCAUGGGAAAAUUACCAACUUCUUUGCAAGCUGCAUCUCUUGGUGUUCGAUCUCCAUUGAAUGUUCCUGGAAAGCAAUUUUUUAGUCAAGGGAUGGAAGGCCGUCCUAUUGAUCCUGAACAAAUUUCAUGGAGACUAUCACUUCAUCAUUCCAAUUGA